GAACAUGUAGUCCGUUAUGAGAAUAACGGCUAUUAUCCGUUUUUUUUUUCUUUCCGUUCUUUUCUUCCUCAUCCCCGUUUCUACUUUGGGAUACUCGGGAGGGGGGGAAAAAAAAAAAGCGCGCUGUAACCUGUCGCGGAGGCCUCCCGAUUCGCGGGCUCCUCUGCGGAUGUGAACAGCCGGGUGGGGUUGUGGGGAGAGAAGCGGUCAGGCGGCUUCAAGGCCGCCUCUCUUUUGGGGUCCUUCUCCUCUGGGCUGAGAGGUGGCCGCGAGGGGGCCCUGAGAGCGCGUGGGGAAAGGCGCGCGCUUCGCUGGGCUGCAGCCGGGCACCCGCGGCGGAUUAAGCGGGUCGUUCCGUCAGUGGGUCACUCGGAGUCGCUCCCAGCUCGGCCCAGACAUGUCCUACUGCAGGCAAGAAGGUACCGGGGUCGCGGGAGGAAGGGGCGGUGGUCACGGAAAGGACAGAAUUAUAUUUGUGACCAAAGAAGACCAUGAAACUCCAAGCAAUGCUGAAUUGGUGGCAGAUGAUCCCAAUGAUCCUUAUGAAGAUCAUGGUUUGAUAUUGCCUAAUGGAGAUAUCAACUGGAACUGCCCAUGCCUUGGUGGAAUGGCUAGUGGUCCUUGUGGGGAACAAUUCAAGUCAGCAUUUUCCUGUUUUCAUUAUAGCAAGGAAGAAAUUAAGGGAUCAGAUUGUGUGGACCAGUUUCGUGCAAUGCAAGAAUGUAUGCAGAAAUACCCAGAUCUUUAUCCUCAAGAAAAUGAUGAUGAUGAUGAAGAUGAAGAAGAUAAUCAAAGCAAAGAUUUGGAAACUACUCCUUCAGCUGGCAAAGAAAAGGAUGGGUCUAGCUAAUGAAUGAGCAUGGAGGCUGUGGUCUCCUUUCCAUAUUCAGAGACAUUUAGACAGGGCAGAGUAUCUUCUCUCCUUUCUUUCUUUCCACCCCAUUGAUCCCGCAAGGAAUGCACUUCUGUACACUGUAUCAUGUAAAACUCACUUACUGUGAAGAAGCUUCAGCCCUAUGGUUUUAACAAAGAAAUGUUGCAGUAGAGUCAGUAUAGAAGAAAUGUAGACGCCACCAGUGCUUUAUCACUUUUCUUCUCCAGUUAUGUUCAGUCUAUAGGUUGGCUUGAAGAACAGUAAUGGUUAAUGCUCUUUUAGGAAAGCAAGAACACCGGAUCAGCAAAAUGUCAGUUGUUAGCUAUCUUCAAGAUUUUAUAUGAUUAAAAUUAAUACAGAUUUCUCAGAACUACCAGAAAGAUUCAGAAAUCUGGGUAAAAUGUUCGGUUAGUCAGUUAUGUGCUUGAUGGCACAGGAAGUUUGCAUGUAUAAUUAAUUUCUAAUAAUAGAAAAUUAAUGUUAAUAUAUUGAUUUUCUAUUUUAAAAUAAAGGUUGAUCAGGCCUAGCCGUAACUGAGCAGUCAGAGAAAAACAUUGGUCACUGUGUUCCUUAAUGUUCCUUAUAAUCCCUGUUUUGAGGGGUUUCUUUUGUUUCCUCUUCCAGCAGGUUGCUGGCCCUAAUAGGACAAUUGCAAUGUUACCUGGGGUAACAAGCCUCUGCAUAGGUAUUGUGAUUUGACUGUAUAUUAAAAGUGAAUUCCUUUUACCGUUACACAA
Molecule: messenger RNA, 1611 nt
Organism: Pantherophis guttatus
Lineage: Eukaryota; Metazoa; Chordata; Lepidosauria; Squamata; Colubridae
Gene: CHCHD4
Product: coiled-coil-helix-coiled-coil-helix domain containing 4
Biological process (GO): protein import into mitochondrial intermembrane space
Cellular component (GO): mitochondrial intermembrane space
Molecular function (GO): protein-disulfide reductase activity
Source: RefSeq, a predicted model, not a curated record